Cadophora gregata is the source of this 2957-nucleotide messenger RNA. RefSeq lists its product as uncharacterized. The coding region runs from base 556 to 2256 and encodes 566 amino acids. The record is from RefSeq and is a predicted model, not a curated record. Gene Ontology annotation, molecular function: sulfuric ester hydrolase activity. NCBI's taxonomy places the organism in Eukaryota, Fungi, Ascomycota, Leotiomycetes, Helotiales, Ploettnerulaceae. The transcript is spliced from 2 exons.
CCUCUCCCCCUCUCCCCCUCCCCCUCAUGUUUCUGCCCACGCCUACCACACGUCCACGCCCAUGCUCGUGCAAUGGCCACCUUUGCAAAUGAAUGCGCCGCCGUGCUGUUCUCCACAUUUGGAACAGUACCUAGGUAGAUUACCAACGACGGUCGGAUGCGUGGCGGCGACAUGCCCUUCCCUGACUAGGUUGUAGGUAUUACCGUCAAGUGAAUUGUUCUUCUCUUCUCUUCUUCUCUCCUCUCCCUUCCUCUCCUUCCUCUUCUAUCUAGGUUUCGGUAUUCUCUGACCGCUAUUUACUCUACCCUCUCCCCUUUCCUUUCUGCUUCACAUAUCUCUUUCCCCUUACUCCUACAUAUCUCUUCCUUCAAUAUCUUCACUCCUUGAAGACACCGCUCUACUUUCUCACGUCUUCACCCUUCCCCGCCGCCACUGCAAGACACGCUCUUGCAGUACGCUCUUCUACUGCAAGACAUACCAGAGUAGUCACUUCUAAGUUGGGAACACGCACAUCUUCUUUCAACAAUCAACACUACAAAGGGCCUCGUCACAACAAUGGCUCCAGAUCUCAACUCCGUUCCCCUCUCACCUCGAUACGAACGAACCGCCGCCAUGCCUCAAUCCACGCCCUCAAAACAACCAAACAUCCUCUACAUCAUGGCUGACCAACUCGCCGCACCCCUCCUCAAAAUGCACAAUCCCAAAUCGCAAAUCAAGACUCCCAACCUCGAUGCGCUCGCAGCAGGCGGUGUAGUCUUCGAUUCGGCCUAUUGUCCCUCACCUCUCUGCGCACCCUCAAGAAUGUCUAUGGUAUCUGGUCAGCUGCCCACAAAGAUAGGCUCCUACGAUAAUGCCAGCUCCAUCGACCCCAGUGUGCCGACGUAUGACCAUUACUUGCGCGCGGCGGGAUACGAGACGACGUUGGCAGGGAAGAUGCACUUUAUUGGGGAGCAAUUGCAUGGAUACGAGAGUAGAUUGACAAGUGACAUCUAUCCAGGCGACUAUGGUUGGGCUGUAAACUGGGAGGAACCAGACAGACGGUUGGAGUGGUAUCAUAAUGCGAGUUCGAUCGAGCAGGCGGGUCCUUGUGUCAGAAGCAACCAGCUGGACUAUGACGAGGAAGUCAUGUAUAAGUCCAAACAAUUUCUCUACGAUCAUGUCCGCAAAGGUCCAAAUACUCGACCAUUCUGCAUGACAGUUUCCCUUACCCACCCGCAUGAUCCAUACACAAUUGAGAAGAAAUACUGGGACAUGUACAAGGAUGUUGAUAUUGAACUCCCAGAUGUUACUAUCCCACAAGAAGAGCAAGACUCCCACUCUCAGCGUUUACUGAAAGUAUGCGAUCUCUGGGGAAAGAAGUUCACUCCAGAGCAGAUCAAGCGUGCAAGACGUGCAUAUUACGGAGCAGUGUCCUACGUCGAUGACUGCAUUGGAAAGUUAUUGGAGACUCUGAAGGAAUGUCGGUUGGACGAGGAUACCAUUGUCGUCUUCAGCGGCGAUCAUGGUGACAUGUUGGGCGAGCGAGGACUGUGGUACAAGAUGUCAUACUUCGAGGCAUCAGUUCGUGUCCCUAUGAUCUUCAACCACCCAGCAACAUUCAAACCUCACCACGUCACUGCCAACGUCUCAACCCUCGAUAUACUACCCACCCUCGUCGAUCUAGUACACACCAAACUCUGGGCCGGCCUCCCAAUGGACGGCACAUCCCUCCUACCGCAUCUCGAGAAUCGCCCUGGAGGAUCUGACACAGUCUUCGCCGAAUACUGCGGUGAAGGCACCAUUGCACCAAUGAUGAUGAUCCGUCGUGGCAACUGGAAAUACAUCACCUGUCCCGCCGAUCCAGAUCAGCUGUACAACCUCUCUGCCGACCCCAAGGAACUCAUUAACCUCGCCUCUCUCUCCCCCAAACACCCGCUCUUCACCACCGAAGUCUCCACCACCCUCUCCGCAUUCAUCGCCGAAGCCAAAGCAAAAUGGGACAUGCCCGCCAUCACGGACUCCGUGCUUGUUUCACAGCGUCAACGCCGUCUCGUCUGGUUGGCGCUUAAGAGCGGGAAGUUCACUUCAUGGGAUCAUAAUCCUCAGGAUGAUGGGAGGGAGAAGUAUAUUCGCUCGCAUAUGCAUCUUGAUGAUUUGGAGCUGAAAGCUAGGUAUCCGCCGGUUGAUGCCCAUGGCAGGGAUAUGAGCGCCGUUCUGCUGGAUGGGAGUCGGUUUGGGGGUGUCAUUGGACAUCAGGCUGGUGCGCAUGGUCAGUGAGAGGCAUGACCGACCGGUGGAACUUGAAGCAUGGUUUCUUUCCGCUUGUGCGGGGGAGAUUUGCUAUCUUCUGCGAUCUGCCUUUCUUUGAUCAUACUCGGCUCAAUCUAUUUGCUUGAUGCGCUUAGCGAUCUUUCCUACUUUCCUCCUUUCUUCCUUUUAAACAUCUGCGUUCGGCAUGGCGCUGCGUUUAUACCAGUCGAUGCGUUGCUUGCCCUUUCAUUUAAACUUUUGCUAUUACGGUUGUUGGUCUCGUUGAUCUCUAAAUUGCGAUGCGUUUAUGCGGAUGGUUAUACUGCGAUUGGGAUUGGGACUGGGGUUGGGAUGAAAUGCGCUGCUUUUCGGACGAGUUGGUUGGAGGGACAUUUGAGAUGACUUGCGAUGCUUUACGCGAGAUGAGAGAGAAGAGAAUUUGACACAAGACGAAAUGAGGAUAUGAGAUUGCACAUGAAGCCGAAUAUGAUGGUGGUAUUUCAGCAGGUGAAGAUAGAUACCCCAGCUGUGAGCUUUGGGGGCCUUUGGAAAUCGUCCGGGGUAUGAUUGGAUCGAAUGGAAAGUGGAGAUAUCUCUUCAUAGCCCGAGCGAAGGUGGUAGCGCUACAUCGUUGGGGCAUGGAUUAGAAGAUAUGCGUUGAUAUGGUGAAGCGGUGAGGUAGAUAUGAAUAGAUGCAAUGAAAAUGAAAAUUAUAAUAAACAUUUAAA